AUGUGAUGUCUGACUGCUUUUUGGUUUGAAUUUUCAAAAUGGCGGUGUGUUUGGUGUGUUUGCCAAGUUUGUAAUGUUACUGCAGUUUUCUAUUUAUUUAUUUAUGUAUUUAUUUAUUUUUCCGCUUGAAAUAAUAUACAGUAGUGACCGACUCAAUCGACUACCUGGAUGAUUACUUGGAUUACUCUUCCAUUCUUUGACCAACUGGAAGGACAGCACUAUGCUGAGGACAUCCAUGAGAAGCUGACACGCCAGGAUUAAUCAGACGAGGCUCUUGAAUACACAUCAUCACCCACCGCAACAAAGGAAAAAAGACUGAGCGCGUGCGGAAGCCCUGCCGAGUGAUGCCAGCGCAGUGAGCGGCGGCACCAUGCGGGUCACGUGGUCAGGCGUCGCGCCCUUCGUCAUCGCCACCCUCCUCGGGCUCGCCCGGUCCCAGUCGCAGGAGGGACCCUUCGUUCCAGACGCCGGGGAGCGGGACGGGGCCAGCGGGGGGGUCACGCCGGCCCCCACCUCCGAACACGAGGACGACAACUCCCUGGGCUACACAGGAUCGCGUCUGCGCCAGGAGGACUCCCCUCCCCGGAUCGUGGAGCACCCCUCCGACCUGAUCGUGUCCAAGGGGGAGCCGGCCACCCUCAACUGCAAGGCGGAGGGGCGCCCCACCCCCACCGUGGAGUGGUACAAGGACGGCGAGCGGGUGGAGACGGACCGGGACAACCCCCGGUCCCAGCGCAUGCUCCUCCCCAGCGGCUCCCUCUUCUUCCUGCGCAUCGUCCACGGGAGGCGGAGCAAGCCGGACGAGGGCAGCUACGUCUGCGUCGCCCGCAACUACCUGGGGGAGGCGGUCAGCCACAACGCGUCGCUGGAAGUAGCCAUUCUCCGUGACGACUUCAGGCAGAACCCGUCGGACGUGAUGGUGGCGGCGGGGGAGCCGGCGGUGAUGGAGUGCCAGCCCCCCCGCGGGCACCCCGAGCCCACCAUCUCCUGGAAGAAGGACAGCGCCAACAUCGACGACCGGGACGAGCGAAUCACGAUCCGCGGCGGGAAGCUGAUGAUCACCAACGCCCGGAAGAGCGACGCGGGGAAGUACGUGUGCGUGGGGACCAACAUGGUGGGCGAGCGGGAGAGCGAGAUCGCCGAGCUGACGGUGCUGGAGCGGCCCAGCUUUGUGAAGAGGCCCAGCAGUCAGGUGGUGCUGGUGGAGGAGAGCGUGGAGUUCAGGUGUGAGGCUCGGGGUGACCCGGUCCCCACCGUGCGCUGGAAGAAGGAGGACGGGGAUCUGCCCAAGGGGAGGUACGAGAUCCGGGAGGACCACACACUGAAGGUGCGGCGCGUGACGUCGGCCGACGUGGGCACCUACACCUGCGUGGCGGAGAACAUGGUGGGCAAGGCCGAGGCGUCUGCCACCCUCACCGUACGCGAGCCCCCCGCGUUUGUGGUGCGCCCCCGAAAUCAGGUGGUGGCUGUGGGACGCACGGUCACCUUCCAGUGCGGGGCUACAGGAAACCCCCAACCUGCCAUAUUCUGGCAGAGAGAGGGCAGCCUGAGCCUGCUAUUUUCCAACCAGCCGCCCCAGCCGUCCAGCCGCUUCUCCGUCUCCCAGACGGGCGACCUCACCAUCACCGACGUGGAGCACGCGGACGUGGGCUACUACAGCUGCCAGGCCCUCAACAUCGCGGGCAGCGUCAUCACCAAGGCCCUGCUGGAGGUCACCGACGUGGUGUCAGACCGCCCGCCGCCAGUGGUCCGGCAGGGCCCGACCAACCAGACCGUUUCCGUGGACGGGACCGUGGUCCUGAGUUGCCUAGCGACCGGGAACCCCGCCCCCACCAUCCUGUGGAGGAAGGAUGGGGUGCUGGUGUCCACCCACGACUCCCGAAUCAAGCAGCUGGACGCGGGUGGACUGCAGAUCCGCUACGCCAAGCUGGGAGACACAGGCAUGUACACCUGCAUCGCCUCCACCCCCAGCGGUGAGGCGUCGUGGAAGGCCUACCUGGAGGUGCAAGAAUUCGGAGUUCCGGUGCAGCCCGCCAGACCCACUGACCCCAACCUGAUCCCCAGCGCCCCGUCCAAGCCCGAGGUGGCCGAGGUCACCCGCACCUCCGUCACCCUGUCCUGGAAGCCCAACCUUAACGCCGGGGCCACGCCCACCUCCUACGUCAUCGAGGCCUUCAGCCACGCCUCGGGGAGCAGCUGGCAGACGCUGGCGGAGCACGUGAAGACGGAGACCUUCGUCCUGAAGGGCUUGAAGCCCAGCGCGGUCUACCUCUUCCUGGUGCGCGCUGCCAACGCCUACGGCCUGAGCGACCCCAGCCCCAUCACCGACGCCGUCAAGACGCAAGGUAACCCCCCCCCCCCCCCCAUCGCGCCACCCCUCACCUACCUCACCCGCCCAUACCAUAUCCCCAGGGCUGCAGGCAGCCGGGAGGGGGACGUGGACCACCUGCAGACCAGCUGGUUUGUAACUUCUGCUUUUGCGUGUUGUGCUCUACCCUGCCACCAGGUGGAGCAGCAGUCCCAGUACAUCCAGGGCUACAAGGUGAUGUACCGCUCGUCUCCAGAGGGGGGGCAGCAGCCCCGGGGGGAGUGGGGCGUUUUCGAGGUCCGCACCCCGGGGGAGGACAGCGCCGUGGUGCCCCAGCUGAAGAAGGGGGUGACCUACGAGUUCAAGGUGCGCCCCUUCUUCAACGAGUUCCAGGGCACCGACAGCGAGGUGAAGAUCGCCAAGACCCUGGAGGAAGCCCCCAGCGCUGCCCCCCGUGGGGUUACCGUGACGAAGAGCGAUGACAACGGGACGGCUAUCCUGGUCUCCUGGCAACCGCCUCCCGAGGAGGAGCAGAACGGCGUGGUGCAGGAGUACAAGAUCUGGUGUCUGGGGAACGAGAGCCGUUACCACGUCAACCGCACGGUGGACGGCUCCACCUUCUCCGUCCUGAUCCCCAGCCUCUCCCCGGGGGUCCGCUACAGCGUGGAGGUGGCGGCCAGCACCGGCGCCGGCCCGGGGGUCAAGAGCGAGGUCACCUUCUUCCAGCUGGACUCGUCGGGGCGGAUGAUGGAGAGCGGGCAGCCCGAGGAGAACACGCUGUCCCAGCAGAUCUCGGACGUGGUGAAGCAGCCUGCCUUCAUCGCGGGCAUCGGCGCGGCCUGCUGGAUCAUCCUCAUGGUGUUCAGCGUCUGGCUGUACCGCCACCGCAAGAAGAGGAGCGGCCUCAGCAGCAGCUACGCCGGCAUCCGCAAGGGUGAGGGUCGGAGGUCAAGGGUCGCGAGGUCACGUUGGUCUGUGUGCAUGUGUCCCGAGGAGAACACGCUGUCCCAGCAGAUCUCGGACGUGGUGAAGCAGCCUGCCUUCAUCGCGGGCAUCGGCGCGGCCUGCUGGAUCAUCCUCAUGGUGUUCAGCGUCUGGCUGUACCGCCACCGCAAGAAGAGGAGCGGCCUCAGCAGCAGCUACGCCGGCAUCCGCAAGGUUCCCUCCUUUACCUUCACCCCAACAGUGUCCUAUCAGAGAGGGGGGGAGGCUGUAAGCAGUGCUGGGAGGCCGGGACUGCUGAACAUCGGGGAGGCGACCAAUCAGCAGUGGCUGGCCGACACCUGGCCCAACGCCUGCUCCAAUCACAACGACUGCAGCAUCAACUGCUGCACCGCCAGCAACGGGAACAGCGACAGCAACCUGGCCACCUACAGCCGGCCCGCCGACUGCAUCGCCAACUACAACAACCAGCUGGAGAACAAGCAGACCAACCUGAUGGUGCCGGAGUCUGGCGUGUACGGCGACGUGGACCUCUCCAACAAGAUCAACGAGAUGAAGACCUUCAACAGCCCCAACCUGAAGGACGGGCGUUUCGUCAGCCCCGGGGGGCAGCCCACCCCCUACGCCACCACCCAGCUCAUCCAGUCCAGCAUCAUGAGCAACAACAUCAACAGCGGGGUGGCCGGGGGGGGAGGGGGCAGGGGGUGCGGGGGAGGCAGCGGAGGGGGCGUUAGCAGCGUUGGCGGCAGCGGCGGCGGCGGCGUCGGGGACCUCAACGAGAAGCACUGCUGGAAGCCGGCCCCAGCCCCGCAGCAGAAGCAACAGGAAGUGACAUCACAGCUGCAGUACAACAUCAUGGAGCAGAACAAGUUGAACAAGGAGCACUACAGAGGCGGAGACUGCCCCCUGCCCGCCACAAUCCCCUACAGCCAGGCCCACGAGCUCAGCACCGGGGGGUCCUACAACAGCUCCGACCGAGGCAGCAGCAGCACGUCUGGGAGCCAGGGACCGAAGAAAGGUGGCCGAACCCCCAAACUGGCCAAGCAGAGCACAAUGAACUGGGCCAACCUGCUGCCCCCUCCCCCCGCCAACCCCCCUCCCUGCAGAACCACGGAGGAGUACUCCUUAGCUAUGGAUGAGAGCUACGAUGCGGACAUGCAGUGCCCCAUGCCGCCGUCGCGGAUGUACCUGCAGCCGGGCGAGCUGGAGGAAGAGGAGGAAGAGGAGGAGAUGGAGAGGGGCCCCACCCCGCCCGUCCGCGGGGCGGCCUCCUCCCCGGCCGCCGUGUCCUACAGCCACCAGUCCACGGCCACGCUCACGCCCUCGCCCCAGGAGGAGAUGCAGCCCAUGCUCCAGGACAGCCCUGACAACCUGGGCCCCGCCCCUCACGACCGCAGACGUCACACCGUGAGCCCCCCGCCCCCCCCACGGCCCCUGUCCCCGACCCACACGUACGGCUACAUCUCCAGCCCCCUGGCGCUGGACACCGACGGGAUGGAGGAAGAGGAGGAUGAGGAGGAGGAAGGGGACGAGACGGACGCGGAGGUGGCCCAGGCGCACCGCCACCGCCACCACCCUCACCACCCGCACCACCCGCACCACACCCACCCGCACCCGCACCCCCACCCCCACCAGCAGCAGCAGCAGCUGCACCCCCGGCGCCUCCUCCUGCGGGGGCUGGAGCAGACCCCGGCCUCCAGCAUGGGCGACCUGGAGAGCUCCGUCACGGGCUCCAUGAUCAACGGCUGGGGCUCCGCCUCCGAGGAGGACAACGCCUCCUCCGGCCGCUCCAGCGCGGUCAGCUCCUCCGACGGCUCCUUCUUCACCGACGCCGACUUCGCCCAGGCCGUGGCCGCCGCCGCCGAGUACGCCGGCCUCAAGGUCGCCAAGCACCCCGGCCACCCGCCCGAGCUGCCGGGGGCAACGGGAGCCCGGAAGUACCACAUGGCCCCUGCGGGCCACCGUCCCUCCAGCCCCGUGUCCACCGACAGCAACAUGAGCGCCGCCGUCAUGCAGAAACGCCCCCCCAAAAAACAGAAGCAGCACCCCGCCCAGCCGGGCCCCCCCGCUCACCAGCGCCGCGAAGCCUACCCGGAAGACCUCCCCCCACCACCCAUCCCACCGCCGGCAGUGCUGAAGUCCCCCUCCCACCCCGCCAAACUGGCGCAGGAGGGGGGGCGGGGCGUGAUCUCCCCGAAGAUGGGCUGCGGGGGGGAGUCGCGCGGCGGAGAGGGCCGGGGGGACCGGCGGGCCGGGGCGGGGGGGUGCCGGCCCCGCGAGGGAUCGGACCCACGCACCAGCUCCUCGGAACGGCGGGAGGCCCAGGACCGCCACAAGACCCCCCGCGGCGGCAAGGGCAGCAAGCAGGAGGGCAGCGGCAAGACCCGCCAACACCCAGGUUCGGAGGACAUCCUGCCCUACAGUCGCCCCUCCUUCCCAGGGGUGCAGCAGAGCCCCCGGGAGCGGGACCCCAGCUCCUCCAGCUCCAUGUCCUCCAGGGGCUCGGGCGGGCGGCGGCGGGGCGAGGGGGGCCCGCCGGGGGGGCGCCGAAACCCCUCUGACGUCGGCCUCAGCACCCUGGCCUUCCAGCCUGGAGAGGAGGACCUGGAGCUUGUAGAGAGCUGAGGACCAGGCUAGGUGAAAAGGAGUGUUAUCAAGGCCUUGCCAGGAGAGGAACAUGAAAGCUCUCCAGAUUUUUAAGCAUCACAGUAUCAGACCGUCAUAUUUUGCUGACAAUUAUGUAAAUUGUGUUUCUUUACAUCGGGGGGGCGAAAAAACUGACCAAUAAUUGUUUUUUAGUUUUUUUAUUUAUCGUUUUCUAUGUCCAUUUAAUGAAACGAAAGGAAGAUGAAAAAAAGACAGGUACAUUCAAUGCAAAUUCAGUAGUGCUAUUUAAUCUUUCAUUUAAACGCAAUGUGGAAGUUACUCAAGCUAUUGUUUUGGCUCAGCUUGCCCUAGCAAAAACUCACAAAAGCCCUUACAGUCAGGUGUUACUGUAAUAAAAUUAGCUACAAGCAGAUGGGGUGGACUGUCUUGUAAAUAUAUAUAUAUAAUUUUUUUUUUCUUUAAUAACCCGCUGUGGUACAUAAAAUUUGUCUUCCUUGUCUGUUUUUAAUGAUUAUUAUUUUAUGAAACCAGUAAUUUUAAUUAUUUUGUUGUCUCCAUCCAUGUUGUAAAUUGUUAAAUCAUUUGACUGCCCCAAGAAAGUGCCACUUUGGGAUUUUUUUUAUUUGCAAUUUUUUUUUUUUGUUUUUUUUUUUUUUUUUGUAAUGCACUGUUAUAUUUUUGUUGUCUUUGUCAAUGUUUGUUGUUAUUUGUUUUUUACAUUGGUUUGAAAGCACAAUCACUAAACUUUAUUUUAAACCAUUUUUAUCUAUUAACCUUUUUGUCUUACGGGAGAAAUACAGGUACGACAAAAGAGUCUCGUUAAUCAUAAUGAUGUAGGUGAAGGUGAUAAGCUGUUUACGGUCGGAAAGUGUUUUUUUGUUUUUGACAGGUGUGAAACUGUGGCGGCUCCUGUGCGCAACAGUCAGAUUAAUCUGCUCCCGAUUUUCUCCAGGGACCGGUGGUCGUUCCGGUUCAAGCUAUAGACAUAACGGAAGUUCAGAACUGUAGCGUAUUUCAGUUAAAAAGUGAUCUGUGAAAGUGUGGUGCGGGGCAGGUGUUGGAGUGGUUUUGUGCUGGUGCACUCAGAAGGACAAUGGCGAGCGGGACGUGGAUGCCACCUCAAGAAGCCGCACCCUGGCCUGACCUGGAGCCGGACGUGUCUUCCCCCCCCGCCCUCGCCCCUGCUGUAGGGCAUCUCAUCUUGGGACCGUGUGGUGGAAGCAGGGGGACAGGAGGGGACGUGAAAGCACCCGGAGCUGCUGCAUAUUCGUUGGACUUUCUGCAAAACCUUUUUUUUUUUUUUUUUCCCUAUUCCUUUCCCCACAAACAAAAACAAAAUGCAAAAAAUAAGCAAAAGCAUAGAAAAAAAGGAGAAUCCGACCACGCGACGCCCGUCCUUCCCCCCCCCCCUGGGGUCCGAGCGGCUUCCUGGCGGCCCGUAUCAGGAAGAGCCACACUUCACGCUCUAAGACAAAAAAAAAAAAAAAAAAGGAACACAAAAACUAGAGGUGCUGGGCUCGAUCCGGGUUCCGGCGCCAGGACGGGUGUGUGUGGGUGUGUGUGUGUGAUUGGCCAGCCCGAUUCGAGCGUCAUCAGCGUGCGCCGACCUUUGUGCCGUUUAUUUUUUUUUUUGUUGUUGUUCUGCGGUUGCAUUGCGGCUGAGCAAACCGGCCGCGCUGGCUAAGGGAAAUUAGCGUCGUUGUUCUUCAUUUUGAUUUUCUCCAUGUUAAAAAGGCUACUUCUUUAUUGUUAGCCCAAUGCAUUUACAUACUGAGGAUCACGUAAUCCGAAAAAAAAAAAAAAACGUCAUUUUUUUCACAUUAUUUAUUAAAAAUGUCCUUAAAUACCA
Molecule: messenger RNA, 7706 nt
Organism: Anguilla rostrata (American eel)
Lineage: Eukaryota; Metazoa; Chordata; Actinopteri; Anguilliformes; Anguillidae
Gene: robo1
Product: roundabout, axon guidance receptor, homolog 1 (Drosophila)
Exons: 33
Coding region: 371-5875 (1834 amino acids)
Biological process (GO): synapse organization; homophilic cell-cell adhesion; Roundabout signaling pathway
Cellular component (GO): neuronal cell body; plasma membrane; axon
Molecular function (GO): protein binding; axon guidance receptor activity
Source: RefSeq, a predicted model, not a curated record